UUGCAGAACGCGCUUUGGGGCUGCGGCUGACUGAAUACCUUAGGACUUGCUUCUCUUGCGCCCGCCUCCAGCUCUGCUGCCACCGCUCCCCAGCCAUGUCGGCCGUGAAGGCGCUGAAUCCCAAAGCCGAGGUGGCCCGGGCCCAGGCGGCGCUGGCCGUGAACAUCAGCGCGGCCCGAGGGCUGCAGGAUGUGCUGAGGACCAAUCUGGGGCCCAAGGGCACCAUGAAAAUGCUUGUUUCUGGCGCCGGAGACAUCAAGCUCACCAAGGAUGGCAACGUGCUGUUACACGAGAUGCAAAUUCAACACCCAACAGCCUCCUUGAUUGCAAAAGUAGCUACAGCCCAGGAUGAUAUUACUGGUGAUGGCACCACUUCCAAUGUUCUCAUCAUUGGGGAGUUGCUGAAGCAGGCGGAUCUCUACAUCUCUGAAGGUCUGCACCCUAGAAUCAUAACGGAAGGGUUUGAAGCUGCCAAGACAAAAGCCCUUGAAGUCUUGGAUCAAAUCAAAAUAAGCAAAGAAAUUGAUAGAGAAAUCCUCAUGGAUGUGGCUCGAACAUCCCUGCGCACCAAAGUCAAUGCUGACCUGGCCGACGUGCUGACAGAGGCAGUAGUGGACUCGAUUUUGGCUGUCAGAAGACCAGGUGAACCUGUUGAUCUUUUCAUGGUAGAAAUCAUGGAGAUGAAGCAUAAAUCAGAAACUGACACAUCGUUGAUCAGAGGGCUGGUUCUGGACCAUGGUGCCCGCCAUCCUGAUAUGAAGAAAAGACUAGAAGAUGCUUACAUUCUUACGUGCAAUGUAUCACUAGAAUAUGAAAAAACAGAAGUGAAUUCUGGAUUUUUUUACAAAAGUGCUGAGGAAAGAGAGAAACUAGUAAAAGCAGAAAGGAAAUUCAUUGAAGAUAGAGUAAAGAAAAUAGUAGAACUGAAAAGAAAAGUGUGUGGUGAUUCAGACAAAGGAUUUGUUGUUAUUAAUCAAAAGGGAAUUGACCCAUUUUCUUUAGAUGCUCUUGCAAAAGAAGGCAUAGUAGCUCUCCGCAGAGCAAAAAGAAGAAAUAUGGAGAGGUUGACUCUUGCAUGUGGUGGAAUGGCUAUGAAUUCUCUAGAUGACUUAAAUCCUGACUGUUUGGGACAUGCAGGACUUGUCUAUGAAUACACACUAGGAGAAGAGAAAUUCACCUUCAUCGAGAAGUGUGUCAACCCUCGAUCUGUCACCUUGUUGAUUAAGGGACCCAAUAAGCACACGAUCACUCAGAUCAAGGAUGCAGUGAGAGAUGGCCUGCGAGCGGUCAAGAAUGCCAUUGAAGAUGGCUGUGUGGUACCUGGGGCUGGCGCAGUGGAAGUUGCCAUCGCUGAAGCUCUCAUUAAACAUAAGCCCAACGUUAAGGGAAGAGCCCGUCUUGGAGUCCAAGCUUUUGCUGAUGCGCUGCUUAUUAUUCCCAAGGUUCUUGCUCAGAACUCUGGUUUUGACCUUCAAGAAACACUAGUUAAGAUACAAGCUGAACAUGCAGAAUCAGGACAACUUGUUGGUGUUGAUUUAAAGACAGGUGAGCCCAUUGUUGCAGCUGAAGCUGGCAUCUGGGAUAACUAUUGUGUCAAGAAGCAGCUGCUUCACUCUUGCACUGUGAUUGCCACCAAUAUUCUCCUGGUUGAUGAGAUCAUGCGCGCUGGGAUGUCUUCUCUGAAAGGUUGAGUGGAAUCUCAGAUUUCCACUAUAAGCAGUGGAAUCACGAAGGUCCUACAGAAAGAACCGCAACGUGUGGCUAGUGGUGGUUGUUCUUCCCAGCUGCCAAAAAAUUUCCCAAAGAAUAAUUGUUUUUCUUACUGUUGCAGUAAACCUGUCCCUAAAACUGAAAUUAUUGGCCCCUAUCCAAAUGUAAGGUUCUAAAAUGGAUUACAGUAUUUAUUUUUUUUUUUAAUUGCACUGAGGCCUAUGAUUAAAGCUGCGGUCCUUUUUACCCAA
Molecule: messenger RNA, 1961 nt
Organism: Antechinus flavipes (yellow-footed antechinus)
Lineage: Eukaryota; Metazoa; Chordata; Mammalia; Dasyuromorphia; Dasyuridae
Gene: CCT6A
Product: chaperonin containing TCP1 subunit 6A
Exons: 14
Coding region: 96-1691 (531 amino acids)
Biological process (GO): protein folding
Cellular component (GO): chaperonin-containing T-complex
Molecular function (GO): ATP-dependent protein folding chaperone; ATP binding; ATP hydrolysis activity
Source: RefSeq, a predicted model, not a curated record